Arachis duranensis is the source of this 2713-nucleotide messenger RNA. RefSeq names its product protein LONGIFOLIA 2. The transcript has 4 exons. Gene Ontology annotation, biological process: regulation of monopolar cell growth. Bases 188 to 2521 code for a protein of 777 amino acids. NCBI's taxonomy places the organism in Eukaryota, Viridiplantae, Streptophyta, Magnoliopsida, Fabales, Fabaceae. The record is from RefSeq and is a predicted model, not a curated record.
AAGUGAAGGGCAAAAGUAUCAUUUAACAUACCUAACAGAAAGUGGUCUCGCUUGUUGGUGUUUAAAGAAGAGAAAAGCGGGAGUGCGACUUAGAAACCUUUCUUCCUUCGCUUUUGUGUCUUUAGACAGUGGAAAUGGAAGCUUGAGUGAGAGGGAGGAAGCUUCUUCAUACUUGAGUGACAUAAACAUGACGAGAGGAAUGGCACGUGACCACCACGAUCUUGAGAAACAGAUUCAGAAGCAGAUGGGUUGCAUGGCCGGCUUCCUUCACAUCUUCGACCGCCACCACAUGCUCGCCGGAAAACGCAUCUACUCCGCCAAAACACUCCCUCCCGGAAGCGACACGUCACCGGAGCCGGAAAACAACAACGCUGUGUCUGACGUGGAAUCGACACACGCACCGUCCACCCCGGAGCGCGUGACGCAACCUCCCACGCCGGAAGCUACAACUCCGCGACCGAAGACUCCCGUUCCCCUUCCCGCAUUCGAAGUCAAGGAAGGCACGCGGUCUCCAUGGAAGUUUUCCAGGGAGGCUCCGAGGCUUUCGUUGGAUAGCAGAGCCGUCGUUGACGCAAAAGGAGCGCUUCACCCGAGACAGAUCCGAGCCAGCAGCAACAACAACAACACGCCACAAUCUCCUGCUGCUGACGUGGACAAGCAGCGCCGAUCCACCAGCGUCAUUGCAAGGCUCAUGGGAUUGGAUGAGCCUUCCCAAGACUCGGAUCCUGAACCGGAGUUGAAAUCCGAGCUCCGAAGAUCAGCUUCGGAGUCUAGGCUUCCCAGAGAUCUGAACCUGAACCAGUACCAGUACCAGUACCGUUUCUUCGACCCUAACGGUUUUCAGUUAAAGCAGUUAAGCUCUCGUGACAGUGCAUCAUCCGGUAAUAAUGCUGAUAAUUUUCUUGAUACCAAUGCAUUUUCAAAACGCAAUGGCAGAUUCUCAGAUCCAAAAGCUUUCACCGUACGGAACGCCAAGGCAGAGCCAACCAGAGCUAAUAUCAAUAUCAGAAACAGGGGAGCCGUACAGAGGAAGAGCUUCUACGAUUCCGCUGACAUUUUCCCUGAUACCAAACAACACAGUGCCUCUAUCUACGGCGAGUUCGAUCGGAGGGUGAAGAUGCGAGGCAUCGAUGAACCUUCCAAAGAUCUAGAGACGCUCAAGCAAAUCCUUGAGGCUGUGCAACUCAAAGGCCUCCUCCAUUCCCGCAACUACGAGUCUACGAUUAACAACCACCGGAACCUUCUCUUGGAACGGAACGACUCUCCUAUAGUCUUGAUGAAACCAGGGAGGCCUUACGGUUCAGCUUUGUACCGAACCGGUAGGCUCGGGAAUGAUUCUCCUCCACCUUCCAGCUUCGGGUACAGUCCCCGGGCUCGUCGAAACAAUGAGAUAUUGCUUAGCCCGAGGCGCGAAACUGAUAAUGGCAACAUGAGGGCUGUGUCUCAGGCCAGGGCCAGAAGCCUGUGCUCUGCAACGCGCGGUGAGAGCGAAAUGAGGAGCCCGAACCGGAUGCGAAAGGUGAGUGGUGACUCUGGUGGUAUUAACAGAGGAGUUGCGCCGGUUAGAGUUAGCUCGAGGACUGUUGCACCUGAGCAGCACGUGACGAGCCGAUCGCCGAGAAUGAGAAGAGGGACUUUCCAAAAGGAACAUAAAGCGGCGAUGGGAGCGGCAGAGGAUGCAUAUUCCACCGUCUCAGAGAGCAGUUUCAGCACUUGCUCACAGACUGAUACAGAGAGGUUGAAAAUCGAGGAGAACAGGGAAGGGAGGAGUCUACUGGAGAGGUGCGACAAGCUGCUGAACAGCAUAGCGGAGAUAACGGCAUCAGGGCAGGGAGAGUCGCAACAACCGAGUCCAGUAUCGGUUCUGGACUCGUCGUUUUACAAGGAGUCGUCGUCGUGUUCGCCAUCACCGGUGAUGAAACGGUGCAUUGAUUACAAAGAGCAAGCAGGGGAUUCAGAAGAUGAAAUGUGGAAUGCAGCGUUGUGGUGCAGCGAGGACACCGAUUUCCUAUACGUUUCGGAGAUACUGCGUGCUUGCAACCACUUGCCGGAGGACAGCGACAUCUUCCUUCUGCUGGAGAAGCAGCAGUACCUAAAGGGGAACGACACCUCCAAGGCCUCCACGCUUCGGAGACGUUUGAUCUUCGACACAGUUCGCGAAAUCCUCCACCGAAACCGCCGCCUUCCGCCCUGGAAAGAGGCCUCCUGGGCUGAGAAUACGGAACUCUUGCGGCGGAUUUGGACGGAAUUUCGGAGGAUCCGAGGGAGGGAGGAGGAGGAGGAGGUGUCUGAGGAGCUGUUCGAGGUGAUAUGCGGUGUGCUUAGAAAGGACGUGGCGGAGGAAGGGGUGGACGAAUGGGGAGAGCGCCAUGUGGAGAUGGGAGAUGUGGUGUUAGACAUGGAGCGCCUCGUGUUCAAGGACCUCAUUGGUGAAACCAUUAGAGAGCUUGCGUGGUUGAGGAAACCUCAAUUUAACAAAAGCAUAUCAGUCUCUGCGUACCGCAGGAAGUUGUUGUUUUGAUUGAAAUUAAGAACACUAAUGAAUCAAGUGAAUGGAUUUUGAGGGCAAACAAAAGAGAAGAGAGAAGAAAGCAGCAAAGUGGGCAAUAACACAAUACACACAAAGAAAGUAGAACAAAAAAGAAAAAAGAAAAGAAAAGAAAGAAAAGAAGAUCGCUUUGUUUAAAUUUUGGCGCGCUUGCUUCUUUUGUUU